This is a messenger RNA of Penicillium daleae, 237 nucleotides long. RefSeq lists its product as uncharacterized. The coding region runs from base 1 to 237 and encodes 78 amino acids. NCBI's taxonomy places the organism in Eukaryota, Fungi, Ascomycota, Eurotiomycetes, Eurotiales, Aspergillaceae. The record is from RefSeq and is a predicted model, not a curated record. The transcript has a single exon.
AUGGACAUGGGAGCUGUCGUGUCGGAUGCCUCGAGAGGCGGGGGAAUUAUUUUCCCUGGCACAUCUUCCAUGGCAGCAAUGUCCGGGAUGUGGGACGGCGCGAACACGGCCAGCGCGUCUGGUAUGUCCCCCCCUCUCUCCUGGUAUAAUUCCCUUGUGGACAGUGGUGGAGCCAAGUUAGCCAACCCUGGUUACAACGGUGACCGAAUGGGAGAGAGGGACGGAGGCCAGGACUGA